CCGUCCCCAGGAUCUGACGUGGGCUCGACACCUUUCUCAGCUUCUCCCUCCCGCAGCUUCAGUGCCCGAGCCUCAGCUCUCCAGGUUCUGCAACCCCUUCUCCUCCCCUCCUCACCAAGCCCCACUAGAGCACAGUAGGAACCCUCCCUAUUUUCGACCCCACCUUAGGUCCCCGGGACCUGUUUUGCCUCGACCCACUCCCCCAGCUUAGAAUCCAGCCAACCCGGGGGACCCAGGCGCCUGAGCCAGAGGGUAACCCAGGCGACCCGGCUCCUUCGCCCUUCUCGGCCCCACCCCCUGCAGCCGGAGCCGCGCCCCCUCUCCCACACACUCGACAGCAGAGGACAGAAGAGAUUGGGCAAAGAGGGGUGGGCUCCAGGCGACCCCCCUACCUAGUUCUACCUCUCCAUCCCAAAGGGCAGAAAAAUUGUCUCCCUUACUAACUGCUAGUAGGGGGUAAAAAUUAACAAGAAAGAUAAAAGGAGACGGAGGAAAGGUGACAGCUAGAUUAUUUAGGAGAGUCGCAGAGGAGAGAAAUCGGUGUGAGUCGCCAUGGGGACUCCCAGGGCCCAGCAUCCGCCGCCUCUCCAGCUGCUGUUCCUGUUUCUGCUGAGCUGUCCCUGGAUUCAGGGUCUGCCCCUGAAGGAGGAGGAGGCAUUGCCGGAGCCUGGAAGUGAGACCCCCACAGUAGCCUCUGAGGCCUUGGCGGAGCUGCUCCAUGGGGCCCUGCUGAGGAAGGGCCCAGAGAUGGGAUACCUGCCGGGAUCUGAUCCAGACCCCACACUAGCAACCCCUCCAGUCGGCCAGACUAUUGCAGCACCCUUUCCGCCUCGGGCCACUGAGCCGGGCACAGGGCCUCUGACAACCGCCGUAACCCCUAAAGGGGGUAGGGGGGCAGGCCCCACCGCGCCAGAGCUGCUGACCCCGCCCCCAGGAACCACAGCCCCGCCCCUUCCCGGUCCAGCCUCUCCAGGCCCACCCUUGGGGCCCGAGGGAGGAGAAGAGGAGACCACGACCACCGUUAUCACCACGACAACUGUCACCACAACAGUGACCAGCCCAGUUCUGUGUAAUAACAACAUCUCCGAAGGCGAAGGGCACGUUGAAUCCCCAGAUUUAGGGAGCGCAGCCAGCUUCACCUUGGGGCUCCUGGACUGCACGUACAGUAUCCAUGUCUACCCUGGCUACGGCAUUGAGAUCCAGGUGCAGAUGCUGAACCUGUCUCGGGAGGAGGAACUUCUGGUGCUGGCUGGUGGGGGGUCUCCAGGUCUGGCCCCCCGACUCCUGGCUAACUCCUCUAUGCUGGGUGAAGGACAGGUCCUUCGGAGUCCCACCAACCGGCUGCUCCUGCACUUUCAGAGCCCACGGGUCCCCAGGGGUGCUGGCUUCAGGAUCCACUAUCAGGCCUACCUCUUGAGCUGCGGCUUCCCUCCCCAGCCAGCCCAUGGGGACGUGAGUGUGACAGACCUUCACCCUGGAGGCACUGCCACUUUCCACUGUGAUUCGGGCUACCAACUGCAUGGAGAGGAGACCCUCGUCUGCCUCAAUGGCACCCGGCCAGCCUGGAGCAGUGAGCCCCCUAGCUGCGUGGCAUCCUGUGGGGGCACCAUCCACAAUGCUACUCUUGGCCGCAUCGUGUCCCCUGAGCCUGGGGGAGCUGCAGGACCCAACCUCACCUGCCGCUGGGUCAUUGAAGCAGCCGAGGGACGCCGGCUGCACCUGCACUUCGAGAGAGUCUCGCUGGAUGAGGACAAUGACCGGCUGAUGGUACGCUCAGGGGGCAGUCCCCUCUCACCAGUGAUCUAUGACUCGGACAUGGAUGAUGUCCCAGAGCGGGGUCUCAUCAGUGACGCCCAAUCCCUCUAUGUGGAGCUGCUUUCAGAGACACCUGCCAAUCCCUUGCUGCUAAGCCUCCGAUUUGAAGCCUUUGAGGAAGAUCGCUGCUUCGCCCCCUUCCUGGCACAUGGCAACGUCACCACCACGGACCCUGAGUACCGCCCAGGGGCACUGGCCACCUUCUCGUGCCUCCCAGGAUAUGCCCUGGAGCCCCCUGGCCCCCCCAAUGUCAUUGAAUGCGUGGAUCCUACAGAACCCCACUGGAAUGACACGGAGCCAGCGUGCAAGGCCAUGUGUGGAGGGGAGCUGUCAGAGCCAGCGGGUGUGGUCCUCUCUCCGGAUUGGCCCCAGAGCUAUAGCCCUGGCCAAGACUGUGUGUGGGGUCUGCAUGUCCAGGAAGAGAAACGCAUCUUGCUCCAAGUUGAGAUCUUGAAUGUGCGCGAAGGGGAUAUGCUGACGCUGUUCGAUGGGGACGGUCCAAGUGCACGAGUCCUGGCCCAGCUGAGAGGGCCUCAACCGCGCCGCCGCCUCCUCUCCUCUGGGUCCGACCUCACGCUGCAGUUCCAGGCACCGCCCGGACCCCCCAACCCGGGCCUGGGCCAGGGUUUCGUGUUGCACUUCAAAGAAGUCCCGAGGAACGACACGUGCCCCGAGCUGCCGCCUCCGGAGUGGGGCUGGAGGACGGCCUCCCAUGGGGACCUGAUCCGGGGCACUGUGCUUACUUAUCAAUGCGAGCCUGGUUAUGAGCUGCUCGGCUCCGACAUUCUCACCUGCCAAUGGGACCUGUCCUGGAGCGCAGCGCCGCCCGCCUGCCAAAAAAUCAUGACUUGUGCAGACCCGGGUGAGAUCACCAAUGGGCACCGCACCACCUCCGAUGCCGGCUUCCCGGUUGGCUCCCAUGUCCAGUACCGCUGUCUGCCCGGGUACAGCCUGGAGGGGGCGGCCGUGCUCACCUGCUACAGCCGGGACACGGGCACGCCCAAGUGGAGCGACCGGGUCCCCAAGUGCGCCUUGAAGUACGAGCCGUGCCUGAACCCUGGGGUGCCAGAGAAUGGCUACCAGACACUAUACAAGCAUCACUACCAGGCUGGCGAGUCUCUGCGCUUCUUCUGCUAUGAGGGCUUUGAGCUCAUCGGCGAGGUCACCAUCACCUGUGUGCCCGGCCACCCCUCCCAGUGGACCAGCCAGCCUCCACUCUGCAAAGUGGCCUUUGAGGAGCUCCUGGACAACCGAAAACUGGAAGUGACCCAGACCACUGACCCGUCACGGCAGCUAGAGGGUGGGAACCUCGCCUUGGCCAUUCUGCUGCCCCUGGGCUUGGUCAUCGUCCUCGGGAGUGGUGUUUACAUAUACUACACCAACCCCUCUAUCUCCUUCCUUUCCCAGGCUACAGGGAAAAUCCCUCUUCGGCUUCUCGGGCUCCCAUUCCUACAGCCCCAUCACGGUGGAGUCAGACUUCAGCAAUCCACUGUAUGAAGCGGGGGAUACACGCGAGUAUGAAGUAUCCAUCUGAACACCAAGACAAAGGCUGCAGGACGCCCUUCCUCUCCUCAUUCUGGGCAGGAAGGAGCACAGGACCUGGUCUCUGGCUUCCUUCCUCCCUGCUGUGUAAAUAGUCUCCUGGUCCCACAAGGGGGCUUUGAUGGCCCUGGGGACCCUACAGUAAAUAAACCAGCAUCCUGUGCCCAAAGCCUCCUCUUCUCAGUUGCCAAACAAGGGGCCUGCCCCACCAACUCUACCUGCUUUUGGACCCUGGGAGGGGAACUCAGUCCCGGCUGCAACUGCUGGGGCGCCUCCAGCCCAGGGCACCCCACAGGGACUAUACCCAAGAGCUCUGCUAUUCCCUUGGCCAGGAAGGCUCUGUCCUUCCCAGUUGCUCUGGCCCUGGCCUAACCUCUAACCCUAGAGGGUCAGAAGAAGAGGGAUGAAGCGGAGAGCUAGGACAAGACCCCUACCCCUUUCCUGCCAUGUCCCCUCCCCAUGGUGUCCCCGCCUUUGCUUCUGGAUUUUUGGUUUUGAGCAAUAAACAGAAAAUCACCAUU
Messenger RNA from Capra hircus (goat), 3878 nucleotides. It is a transcript of the gene SEZ6L2, whose product is annotated as seizure related 6 homolog like 2. The transcript is spliced from 18 exons. The record is from RefSeq and is a predicted model, not a curated record. Gene Ontology annotation, biological process: synapse maturation. Gene Ontology annotation, cellular component: neuronal cell body; endoplasmic reticulum. Lineage: Eukaryota; Metazoa; Chordata; Mammalia; Artiodactyla; Bovidae. The coding region runs from base 553 to 3312 and encodes 919 amino acids.